Messenger RNA from Lindgomyces ingoldianus, 631 nucleotides. RefSeq lists its product as uncharacterized. The transcript has a single exon. The coding region runs from base 110 to 631 and encodes 173 amino acids. The record is from RefSeq and is a predicted model, not a curated record. NCBI's taxonomy places the organism in Eukaryota, Fungi, Ascomycota, Dothideomycetes, Pleosporales, Lindgomycetaceae.
CUCGAAACAAACAAUAAAUCACCUAGCCCGCAUUACUUUCACCACCCAGCCUGCCUCGCCCCUCACCACCUCCCCAAGUGUCAACGUUGGUCUGCCCGUUCCACUGACCAUGUCGUCUGUGCAUCCUGAUUCGCUGGGCAUCCCGGGAUCCCCUCGCCGCACGGCCACUCCGAUACCAGCCCUCUAUCGCCUUGUCUUCCUGUACAUUGAGCCUCUUUCAACUCUUGUCGGCGCCAUCCACGCCCACUUCCAGCAGUCGCUCUAUCUGGCUCUGACCCACCCCCCCUCUGCUCCAGGCCAAUCUGUUCCCGUUUCUACUUCAAUCGUCCUUACCCAACUCGCCAACCUGUAUUUCCUCCUCUGCUUCAAUGAGGCUCUGGUUCUUCGUGCAACCCAGGACCUGAAGGUCUGGAGGACUUUCAUCCUUGGAUUGCUGGUGGCCGAUCUCGGCCAUCUCUACUCUGUUCGUCUGGUCGGUGGGUGGGUCUAUUACCGAUUCUGGCACUGGAAUGCGAUCGAUUGGGGAAACGUUGGGUUUGUCUAUUUCUUAGCCGUCGUGAGAAUCUGUAUGCUCUUGGGCUGGGGGUUUGCGUCGAGCGAAUCUAGUCCGAGGUCGGAAAAAGCCAAAUGA